Molecule: messenger RNA, 2133 nt
Organism: Linum tenue
Lineage: Eukaryota; Viridiplantae; Streptophyta; Magnoliopsida; Malpighiales; Linaceae
Source: the annotation of a GenBank genome assembly
AUGAUGAUCUUUCUCCUCCUCCUCCUUCUCUUCUCCUACAUCACUUCCCACCUCUACAAACUCAUAUCCCAGAACAGAGCAAACUCAUGUUGCUACAUGCUGCACUACGAGUGCUACAAGGGCACAGAAGACAGGAAGCUCGACACCGAAACGUGUGCCAAGAUCGUGUUGAGGAACAAGAACCUUGGGCUGCAAGAAUACAGGUUCCUCCUCCAGACAAUAGUCAGCUCUGGCCUUGGUGAAGAAACUUACGGCCCAAGAAACGUCCUGGAAGGCAGGGAAGCCACUCCACUCCUCACAGACUCCCUCUCGGAGUUCGAUGACAUUGCCUUCGACACCUUAGACGCCCUCUUCGCCAAUACGAGAAUCUCCCCUACCGACAUCGACAUCUUGGUGGUCAACGUCGCUCUGUUUUCGCCCGAACCUUCUCUGACCUCCAGGGUUGUCAACAGGUACAAGAUGAGGGAAGACAUCAAGACGUUCAACCUUUCUGGGAUGGGAUGCAGUGCAAGCAUUGUGGCCAUCGAUUUGGUCCGGCAACUGUUCAAGAGUCGCGGGGAGGCUUUGGCCAUUGUGGUGAGCACAGAGUCGCUUGGACCAAACUGGUACUGUGGGAAGGAGAGGUCCAUGAUUCUGUCCAACUGCCUGUUCCGGUCCGGUGGGUGUUCGAUGCUGCUGACCAACAAUGGGAGCUUGAAGGGGAAAGCAGUGAUGAAACUGAAACAAUCGGUGAGAACCCAUUUGGGGGCAGAUGAUGAGGCAUACAACUGCUGCAUUCAAAUGGAAGAUAAGCUUGGACAUGAAGGCUUCCUACUCACAAAGGGACUGCCUAAAGCUGCUGCUAUAGCCUUCACAUUGAACCUAAGGGUUCUGGUCCCCAAGAUACUCCCAGUGAAGGAUCUCCUGCGCUAUGUCCUCCACACUUACAGUCGAAAUAAGGCGAAACGCGGAGGUACUCCAUCUCUUCAAGCAGCAGGAGAAGGGCUCAACAUGAAGGCAGGAAUUCAGCACUUCUGCAUACACCCUGGUGGGAGGGCUGUGAUUGAUGGGGUUGGGAAGAGCUUAGGUCUCAACGACUACGAUCUCGAGCCAUCUCGAAUGGCAUUGCAACGAUUCGGGAACACCUCGGCUGGUGGGCUUUGGUAUGUGUUGGGGUACAUGGAAACCAAGAAGAGGCUGAAGAGAGGUGACAGGAUAUUCAUGAUUGGGUUUGGUGCAGGUUUCAAGUGUAACACUUGUGUGUGGGAGGUGACUAGGGAUUUGGGAGAUGAGAAUGUUUGGGAAGACUGCAUUGAUUCUUACCCUCUUCCUCCACUCAAUGUCAGCCCUUUCCUGGAGAAGUUUAGCUGGAUCAAUGAUGACGAUCUCACCCAUGUGGAUUUCAGUUCUGUAUUCGACAAGAGCUCCGAGGUCUUCUGGCUGACCAUGUUUGAAGAUUCGAGGGACUCGAGGCUGGCCUUGAUGUUCUUGGCCUUUCGGAGGACGACCAUCGUGUCGGAUUGGAUUCAGUCUCUCAACCCUCAAAGGACAUUGGCACUGUGCGAAGACUUGGUUUCUUCAUUUAGGGCUUCGAGGUCGGACAAGAGAUCGGUGAUCUCUUCCAUCUCGGACUUGAUUGAGUCGGCUCGGAGGAAGAACUCGACAAUUUUGGGUUUGUCGUUGGCGGGGGCGAGUUCCGGUGAAUUAGUGCCGCCGCCGCAAUCCAACUAUGCUUCCAGGGGCCGGGUGGAAAAAGAGAAGAGACUGGUUGGUGAGCGAGCGGAAGUUUGGGAUCUGGUGGGAGGAUGGGAAGGAAAGAAGGGAAGAUUGACGGCGACGGCGAUGAAGAAGAUGAUGAGGUUUUGCCCCGAUCGCAUCGACUCCAUGAGGUUGCCAACUACCGAGUUGGAGAGCCCGCCGGCUAAUUGUAGCUCCGAUUUCACCACCGUACGCCAACUCAUCGCAUCAACAAAGGCCGCAGCUGAAGAGCUAACCCUAGCUUCUUCCCCACCACCGAUUAUGCUAGAAGCCGCACCGCUAUUGUUAUCGACGAUCGAUCCAACUAGGGAGAGGUUAACCCUAGCCCCAACCCUGCUGUCUGCUACGAAUUGGGAGCUUCCUGUUACGGAUAUGCGUAGGGGGGUCAAAUAUUGA